AUGGUCAGCAUACCCAAACCCGAGAAGAAAAAGGACAAGGCUUCCGCCAUCAGCGUCCGCCGCAAGGCGAUGCGCACCAUUGACGCGACCCCGCCACUGUUCACCAUUGACGAGAAGCGCCCCGAGCUCGCGUCCUCGCCCUCGCGCACCAAGUCGCCUAAUCUCAGCAACAAGGCCCCCGCUUGCCGCUAUCUCGCCGAACUGCAGAUCAUGGCCCGUUCCAUCAGCUCGUCCUCCUCUGCCCCCCUCUCCUGCCUCCUCUUCCUCCAAUCUCGUCCGCCAGGUGUCGGGGGACACCUCCAAGGUCCAGUGGAGUCAGAGUGGGAGUCAGAGUGGGAAUUGGAAGACGUCGACGGCGAUUCCGGUGCAACCUGGGGGCCCGACGACCGUGAUAUCGAGGCUGAGUUCGCUUCUCCCAAGCGGGCCACCUCAUCGGCUGCCCUCAGCACCAACCCCCCGUCGUCGUCAAGGAUAACGGCGGCCGCCUACCCAUACCAUGGGUUUACCAUCGGCCAGCGCAAGGUCAAGCACUCAACGGCUGUGCUGAGAGCGGCGGCCCAAUGCCACAUGAACAAGGCGGGCUAUGCGGCUCUCAACGCUGCUUUCACGCCUGCAAGUUUGGUCGCCGACAUCCUCGACCCCUCUCUCUUCCAAGGCCGGGCUGUCGUUGAGAAGCUGGCCGACACUGGCGACCUCGACCUGACGGGUGACCCCACCCUCAAGGGCCCCAUUGUCGACCAGUCGGAAAGGUGCAACAUUCCUGGCAUCUACCUCGACCCCAACGGCCGCAAAUACCUUGGUUCAGCGCACGGCCGCCAGGCCCAGUACAUCAACAAGUCCAAGCGCCGCCUCAAGGGCAUGGCCAAACGUGUUGCCCAACACGGCUGGCCAAAGUACCGCAAGAAGAAGAGGUCGAAGGACUACCGCUACGGCCACAAGGCCGGCGCCGGCCACCCCUACUACAUGCUUUGGGUUACCACGGAACGCCGACUGGACGAGGUUACCGCUCGGCAAUCCUCCAAGAAGGCCAAGUACCGCCUCCGCGACGCGUACAUCAAGGCAGUCGAGGCCGUCUUUAUUCUCCUCACCGGCUUCUUCCGCAACAAGAGCGAGCCGAUCAAUGUGUUUGCCAAGGAGCUCGGCGUCAUCACUGCCGUUCCUAAGGUGUGCUCGUUGAACAUGGCACAGGCCCUCGCCACGGGUAACCCUUACGACUCCGAGACCGGCCGUGAUGCUGGUCUCAAGUCUGCCGCCAUUAUGCCCCGGCGCCGCGCCGAACUCCUGGGUCUGGACAAGGGCGCCACGAUCACUUUGGCAGAGUUCAACCGCACCAAGGACCCGGCCAAGUUCGAGACUGACAAUAAGCACUGCCUCGACCAGACUCGCUCGUCUUACUGGGACAACAAGCUCUCUCGUUUCGUGUGUGGUUGGACUACCGAGGGAUACCUCCUCCUCACUGUUGCACCAAUAGUUUGUGACCAUGUCCGCGAAGCACUCGGUAUCAAGGAUGAGAAGCUCGCAGGCGGUGUGCGCCUCUACUUUCCCAUUGGUACUAGGAGGCAGUACGGCAAGCUCGUCGGUCGCCGCCUCACCUACAAAAUUUGUUCCGUUAACGACACCGCGGCGAGCGGCGAGGUGUAUGUCUUUGACGGUGACCAAUUUUUGUUUACCCUCAACCAGGAGGUGUACGACACGGCAAACGGCCUACACGGUCACAAGCUCAAGGGCGCUAGCCUGCGCCAAUGGUGGGGCCGGUUCUGGUGCUGGACAAGCACCGCCUCGAACCCGACGGAGAGGUAA
Messenger RNA from Apiotrichum porosum, 1800 nucleotides. RefSeq lists its product as uncharacterized. The transcript has 7 exons. NCBI's taxonomy places the organism in Eukaryota, Fungi, Basidiomycota, Tremellomycetes, Trichosporonales, Trichosporonaceae. The record is from RefSeq and is a predicted model, not a curated record. The coding region runs from base 1 to 1800 and encodes 599 amino acids.